This is a messenger RNA of Acanthochromis polyacanthus (spiny chromis), 2111 nucleotides long. RefSeq lists its product as uncharacterized. The transcript is spliced from 5 exons. Bases 201 to 950 code for a protein of 249 amino acids. Lineage: Eukaryota; Metazoa; Chordata; Actinopteri; Pomacentridae. The record is from RefSeq and is a predicted model, not a curated record.
AUCGGUGACUCAGGCAGCGCAGCCCGAGAGCCUCCACUUGUUGCCGAGCAGGAGCCCAGAGCCGUCAGCUGAGCGCGGAGAGAGACCCGUCCCCCGGCCACCGAUCCCUCCAGAGCCCGCCGAGCCUCCCCACCCCAUCGGACCGCCGCCGCUCCAGGACCCGCCGCCUCCUCCUCCUCGGCUCUCAGGAAUCUGGUUUGAUGUCUGCGUCCGUCCAGCGUCCCGGUGGACUCGGUCUGCUCUGUAGAGUCCUGCUGCUGGCCGCCUCACCGCUGCUCAUCGCAGGUCGACUCAGUAACUGUUCUCACCCUCUGGUGCCUGAACAUGGAGGUUUCCGCUGCGAUCCGUCUCCGUGUCGAGGUUUUCCUUACAAGAGCUCCAUCCGGUUCUUCUGUGAACCCGGAUACCACGUCAGCACCAAGGUGUCCAGGUGUCGCCAUGGCCGGUGGCAACCUCCCAUACCUGCCUGCAUCCCCAUCAAAGGUCCGAACAUGAAGUCAGAUGACAAAGCGAGCGAUUCGAUCCCCAGCAUGGCCACGACGGCGGUCGGCGUCUCCAUCUUCCUGCUGACCACCACCGCCUGCCUGGUGGUCAAGUCCCGCCUCUACCCCUGUCAAUCACACAGCCGUCGCUCCUCGGACCAGCUGGACCUGAUGGUGGACGGCCUCCCGGUGUCCCUCCCCUCCUAUGAGGAGGCUGUUUACGGCAGCUGGGGGCAGCGCCUCCCGUCCUGCUCGGCUCCCGGACCCACCCAGCUCCUCCUGGCCCAGGAGGCGUCCAGCUGCCACCAGUCCCCUCCAUCGGACGGCAGCCAGCGGCCCCUCCUGUCCGGCCAGAGCCCCGACAGUCCGCCACCCUACGAGGAGGUCCAGCCCAGAGACAGAGGCAGCGGCGGUGGCGGCGACAUCCGGCAGCUUCACGUCGCACUUUCAGACGACAAAGACACUUGAUGGUCAGACGUGUCCACAGGAGACUAUGUGGUGGCAUGUGGUUGUUUGAGAUUUUGACGGCUGGUUGCUGCAGCUAAAACACGACGCAGGAACUGACAGCAGCGGACUCCUGAACUGCACUUUUACCAGCAUCAGCACCCGUCAUGUGCUAUUUUAGAUGAUAAGCUCUGAUUGGCCAGUCGGUCGGGUCGCAGAGGCCGGGCUGAAGAGGACUAAAGUACAUUUAUGGAUGAAUUGUGUUGUUGAGUGAGGAGGGAGGAUGUUCAGUCUCUGCUGUCUGCUGAAAACCUAAAGAUAGAUUUACUGCCUUCCACUGUUUGGUUGUUUUUUAGAUGAGAAUUAAACGAAAGCAUCUCCCACAGAGGAGAUGUGUGGUUUUCACAGGGUGUGUGUGUGUGUGUGUGUGUGUGUGUGUGUGUGUGUGUGUGUGUGUGUGUGUGUGUGUGUGUGUGUGUGUGUGUGUGUGUGUUUUCAGUGUUGCUCUGGAGACGUCGUCCAUCCUUCCCGUCAGUGACGGGGCCGAUCGAGGCUGUUAUUAUACAGAAACCUGCGCGUUUCCAUGGCAACUGCCUCCGUACCGUUUCUGUUGUCUGAGACUUUUUGCACAGCAUUUUUUUUUCUCUCGUUUUCUUCUUUUCAUUUUCUCUCUUUGAGCCUGAUCAGACGGCGGUGACGAGCUGCACACAAGACACUCGGUGGAGGUUUUUUCUUUUUGUUAAUUUAAGAAGAUUUAUUGUACAGCUGAUAUUUAGAGGAAACCAAAACGGUCUUUAAAAGUGCUUCUUCUUCUCCUGUGUUCAUUCAGUGUUCAUUCAAGCAAAAAUCUUUUAAUAUUUGAUCAAUUCAGACUAAUCCUCUUGUUUACCGACCAGAAUAAUCCCGUGAAUAAAUUCUAUGAAUCAGAGGAGAAAGUAGAGAUUUUGGACCAAAUCCUUGAGAUAAGCUCAUUUAUUAUUGAUUUGAAAAGCUGAUUUAUUUUUUUCGUGUCCUCGCUUCACUCUGACGCCUUCACAGACCUUGAAUGUAUUUAAUGUUUUAUUUUGUGGUAACAGACCUAAACUAUAUUAUAUGGAUUGUAAUAUUUACAGAAUGAUUAUUUGUACGUUGUGUUAUUGCACAGAAUUAUAUGAUAAAUAAAUGUUGAGGUGUUUCUUUGUUUGA